This is a messenger RNA of Chironomus riparius, 8572 nucleotides long. The record is from the annotation of a GenBank genome assembly. Lineage: Eukaryota; Metazoa; Arthropoda; Insecta; Diptera; Chironomidae.
CUUUAAUAUGCCUACGAAAGAACAAUGUUUAUUAAUAAUAUAUGAAAAGUACACAAUUUAAAACUUUAAUAACAGGAUCAUUCAAUGCUUUGGUGUGUGUUUACUAUUCCGUGAUAAUAUCUUUGCAGAUCGGAAACUUUAGAAAGCUAAUUCUAGAAAUAUAUUAUGCAAGAAGAUUGUUUAUUAUUUUUAUUUUGCAAAUAUCACACAAAAUGUUUUGGGAUUCGUUACUUAUUGACUAUAACAAAGCGCACUUUCGAGUUAAAGGAAGUAUGUGAACAAUUGACGUGUAAUUAUGCUCGAAAUUUACAAUUUCAUUUUUUAAUUUACUCAAUUCUAAGUCUAAGCAUGCUUUGAUUUAUUAAUUUUGACUAUUCAUUUAAAAAGUCUUGAAAAAUGUCGGUGUUGUUGAAAUUUUAAGAUAUUGAAGCAAAUUCCUAUUUGUUGUGAUUUUAUCAAGUCAUUGAGUAUUCAUAAAUACUUUUGACAGUCUAUUCUUAGUAUGAUAAGCCUUAGUUUGAUUCAAUUGUAAGUAAACUUUUAUAAUUUUUCAAAACUUUUAUCAGCUUAAGCUAAGUGCUGGGGCAGUUUAUUCCUGACUAUAAAGCUAAGCUAAGCGUUAACUUGAGUUCAUUUAAUACAUCCUUGGAAAAGUUUGCAUAAUCUAUCACAAAACUAUAGCUAAAGAUUUAAAGUCUGGAUUAAGUUCCCGAAAUUUCAAAACAAAGAUCAUCGAAUUUAUUAAUUAUGACUAGAAAAAGUGACCUGAUUACCUCCUUCUACCUAUUAAAUUCGCUAUUUAUAUUCAAACUUAGUUUGACCGAUUGAAAAGUUUCAGAAAUAGAUAAACUUUUAAGUUCAUUAAACAUUCACACUAGUCAGUAACAACAUAUGGCGUAAAUUUAAUAGUUUUAGUGAAAAUAUCAAGUGAAACAGUGAUUUAAAGUUGGUUCUACGAAGAAAAUAUUAAAAACAAGUGUAGAUAAAUGGAUUCAAAUAAGAAUGGUUAAGGAUAUCUCAAUUGUUUUUGCGACACUUAGCCAUCUUGCGGGAAAAUCGGUAAAACAUCAACUUAUAUUGCUGAAAAUUGCUGUUCGAUCUGGUAAGUGUAAAAUAAAAAUAUUUUUUUCAAGUUUAAUUAAACGUCUAUCAAUAAUAAUCAAUAGUCAACAUCCUUAAGCUCAAAGUGCUAGUCAAUUUUUAAUAGAAAUUAAGUUUUAAUAAUCAUGUUUUAUGCGAGUAUUUGGCGAUUAAAAAAUUUUCAAAAUGGUGACGAUUUUUCAGAUUCGUUUUGACUUCUUUGACAUUAUUAUUAUUAUUUUAAAAAUAUAAUUGAUGUAAAAAUUUAAAUUUUCUCGACAUUUUACGCCGAUUCGGCUUUGAGAAAGUUGCGAAAUGACCGUUUUGAGAAUUUUCAUCCAUUGACCUAUAUUUGCAGACUUUUGCUAAACGUCUUGUGUCUGUAUGAUUAAUAUUAUUAUUGAUGAUAUUUUGUUUUUCUUUUCUUCUUUUUAUUUUUUUGUGUCUCUUUUCUCUUUUUUUCCAUUUUAGCUUGUUUAACUUACAACAUCUUUUUUCUAAAUUAAGGAAAAUAUUUACUACUAAUACUAAACACAACAAUAAAAACACAUAAAAUUGCAACAACCAAAAAAAAAUACAAAAAAAAACCAGGAACUGAUAUAUCCAGUCACAACAGAGGAGAGAGCAGAAACAAAAUUCUUUUUCGUUUUUAUUUCCCUAUUAUUUUCGAUAUACAACAUAAUAUGCGAGUGAUAAACUGUUAAUUAAAAAAUAACGUUCAUCAUUUUCAUCAUCACGUCGUCGACUUUAAAGCAAAUGAAAAAAUAUAGUGAAAAUUUUAAAAUCAAGAUGAAAUUCUAAAACGCUUCUAUAAAAAAGUUUACGAAUUUUUUUCUUUACCAAGUUAGAGACAAGAAUUUUUUUUAAAAAAAAUGUGUAACUAAUGUGAUAAGUUAAGGGAAAAAAGAAAAAAAAUAAUUAACAUAGAAACUUUGUUAUGUGAGAUAAACGGGUCUGAAAAACACAAGAAAACUAAUUAAAAAGUCAUCAAAAUUCAAGCAUUUAGUGUCAAAAAAAAAAGGAAACGAAAAUCAUCACACUCAGGACUCGAGUAUAAUUUUAAAAUAAUUUUGCAUAAUCUAUGAUUUGAAAGUGAUUCUGGAACUUUCAUAAGUCAACAUAAAAUAAUAACUCUCUCUUUUUAUUUCAUCUCCUUUUCUUCGUCUAUACAUCUACCGUAUAAUACUAAUUAAACUACCUUAACGAAAGAAGAAAGAACACAUCAUUUAAAAGUUUUUUUAAGUUUUUAAUUAUUUUACGGACCUUAAACAAGUGAUUGAGAGUAGUAAAAACAAGUUUAGUAAAUUUAAACCAAAAAAAGAAGGAAAUUAAGAAAAAAAACAAUUCAAAAUUCGUUUGUUGAAAAAGAAAUUAAUAAGUUUUAUUAUUAGACAUAAUUUUUUCGUGAAUUAAAUAAGAAAAAUUAAAUAAAAUUCAAAAAAAAGUGAAGUUUACAAGCAGUGAGCGAACAUCUUACGACAGCAACAAAACAGCCAUCAAAAAAUACUAGCAACAAGAAGGUAGACGACAAGUCUCUUGCUAUACAUACCACACAAUCAACACAUUAAAGUACAAACAAAAAAAAAAAAAACAUUUGGAGGAAAAGUGAAUACAGAGUAUGUUGAAGGAUAUCUCAUCAAAAUUGAUGGCAUUUCAUCAUCAUCCACAGAUCAAAAAUCAAAUUCCUUUUUCAACAUCAUUAAAUUUAUUUUCAAUUUUGUGUUAACAAAAAAAAAACUAUUAUUAAAUGAAUGUACCACCAAAGGAUCCAAAUCAAAUAAGAAAUAAUAAUACGAGGAAGUAAAGACUAUCUAUAUUGAAAAGCAAAAAAAAAACACACAAGUGAGAUAUAAAAAAAGAAGUUAAGUUGGGACUUUAGUUUCGCAAGACAUUUGCGGACAUUUAAUUUAUUUUUUACGUAAAAAAAGGAGAAAAAAAAACUUUUUUAAAAAAAGAUUAUAUAAAAAGAAUUAACAAUUCUGUGAUAAAAAAUGAAAUAAAUGAUAAAACUCAUAAUAAAGUAACUAAUGAUAAUAUAAAAAAAAAAUUGAAUUGCAACAUAAUACGUGAACGUAAGGACGGAAGACGAGGACAGACUAGUCCAGAAUUCUAGGAGCUACUAUAAUUUAAAGGAAACGGUGUCCUUUUUUAUGAAAAAUAUUAGGCUGAUUAGCAUCAGUUGUGAAUGAACUAAAAUAUUAAUUAAUUUUGAAUCAGAACUAUUUCAAAUAUUCAAUGACAAAAUAAUAAUAAACUAAAAAAAAAACAUAAAAAAGAAUUAAAAGACUGUAUUGUUAAGUAAUAAGAAGAAGUGAUUCUACUCUACUCUAAUUGCUAUUGAUAAUAAUUAUUAAAAAAGGAAAUAUACUACUGUGCUAGAGCAACAAUAUAAUAGCAAAGUACCAUUAAAAUUAAUAGUGUAACUCCCGAGAGACUGCACACAUAGGAGAAACUGCAACAGGUUUGGAAGUCUUUUUUAUUCCAAACACAAAAAAAAAUAAACAUUUCUGAAAGAAAAUUAAAAAAUUCGGAGCCUAGCUGCUUAACAGGCACCAAAAAGUCAAUCUGUAAUUCGGUGAUCUAAGUUUUAUCCAAAUUGCUUUUUUAUUAUUACUACUACUAUUAUUAAUAUUAUUUUUAUCGCAACAAAUUAUUUUGGCUUUAAUCAAAAUAUAUAUUACAAGAGAAACAAUAACGAAGAAAAACGUUGAAACUUAAUCGUGAUCAAUCUACACAAAAAUUAAAAGAAGUUAAAAACUACAUUUUUGGAACGUCGAAUUUCUAAAUUAUUAUCUUAUUGCAAAAAUCAACAAGUUACAAAAAACAAGUCAAAACCGAGAGUAGCAAAAUGAGUGGUCAAACCAAACCUUUUUGCACUGAUUCUUCCUUCUUGGAUUUUGAUUUCUCGCCAAGGGAUUUAUUUUCAUCAUUCAACAAUCAACAUGUCGGAGGAAUAUCAUCUUCACCGGCUCCCCGUUUGAUUACGAAUAAUACAAACAACAACAACUUUCAUAUCGGAACGUUUACGCUUGAUUCAUUGCAGCCACCAAGCAACAACAGCAACAAUUCAACAUCAAUCUUCGGUAGUCGAAAGAUCUUUAAUUCAUCUAAUAACUCAUCGAGCAACAACUUCGAUAAUGGAUUAAAUUUUAAUUCGUCUGCAUUGAAUCUUAUGAAUGGAUUGACUAAUAAUUCCAAUAGUGGAAAUUCGUCUUCAAUUCUCAACAACUCGCAUCACAAUAACAAUAAUAAUAAUAAUAACAACAACAACAAUAACAACACCUUUGGUCAUAGUAAUGGAUUGUCAAAUAAUGAUUCGAAUAAUCAAAGUAGUGGUGCUGGAGGAACUAAUUCUCGUGAGACUGGAAUUAUUGAAAAAUUACUUCAUUCUUAUGGAUUCAUUCAGUGCUGUGAACGUCAAGCACGUUUAUUUUUCCAUUUCUCUCAAUUCGGUGGAAAUAUCGAACAUCUUAAGAUUGGAGAUCCUGUUGAAUUUGAAAUGACAUAUGACAAGCGUACUGGAAAGCCAAUUGCAAGUCAGGUCUCAAAAAUCGCACCUGAAGUAGUUCAUCGUGAAGAACGCGUGACCGGAACUGUAACAACUGAAAUUCGUGGUAUAAAUGAUUUGAUCCUUAAUGCAGCAGCCAGUGAAACAACUGGACGAAUUUCUUAUGAAAAUCGAGGAGAAUGCUUCUUUUUACCGUAUACCAAAGAUGAUGUUGAGGGUAACGUACAAUUAAAAGCUGGAGAUAAAGUCAGUUUCCAAAUUGCGACCAAUAAUCGUGGGAAUCUUGGUGCAUGCCAUAUUCGUUUAGAAAAUGCAAUACAUCCAGUCAAGUAUCGUGGUGUUGUGUGCUCAAUGAAGGAGUCGUUCGGUUUUAUUGAACGAGCUGAUGUUGUCAAAGAAAUAUUUUUCCAUUUUUCGGAAACUGAGGGAAACAAUAUUGAAAUUAGACCAGGCGAUGAUGUUGAAUUCACCAUUCAGACACGUAAUGGCAAGGAAGUUGCAUGCAACAUUACUCGAUUGGCACCUGGAUCAGUUAUAUUUGAAGAUGUUGAUCCGACUGUUAUGAAGGGGCAAGUUUUGAAGCCAUUAGAAAUGAAUAAUCCAGCAAGUAUUGCAAAUAGUGAUCCAUUGCCUGGUCGAAUCAAGUAUCGUGCACCAGAUCACUCAGAAGUUGAGGUCCCCUAUGGAGAUAAAGAUCAAAAAGGCGAUUUUACAUUACGUCAUGGCGACUGGGUUCAAUUUCUACUCGCAACAGAUCGACGUGAUCAGCUUCAGCGUGCAACAUGCAUUUCAUUACUCGACGAGACUUUUCAAUUAAGCGGAGAGAAACGCGAGCAAGGUGUUGUUGCUCAACUUAAGGACGGAUUUGGAUUUAUUCGCUGUGUUGAACGAAGCGUUCGCAUCUUUUUCCAUUUUACUGAAGUUUUGGACACUGGUCGUGAAAUAUGCUUGACCGAUGAAAUCGAAUUUACAUGCGUACAAGAUCCAACGUCGAGCUUUAGUAAUCCACGUUUGAGUGCCAUUCGAAUUAAGCAUUUACCAGAAGGAACUGUUAAAUUUGAAACUUUAAUUGAAAGCGGGGUUGAAGGUGUUGUAACACGUGAAGCGCCAAAAAGUCCAGUCAAGGGACUAGAACGCACAUCGGAACGUACUGAAGGUGGUGUAAUCACCUAUGGAAUUGGUAACAAUAAGAAAACGAUUAUGUAUUUCCUGAAAGAUUGUGAAAAGCCUCCAAGGAUAGGAGAUAAUGUUAAAUUCAACAUUUGCCAAGUCAAGAGAAACAAGGAGUUUAUUGCGACAAACAUCCAAGAAAUUUUCAAUCCAUUUCAAAUCGCGCAAAUGUCGCAACCAAUUGAUUUGCAGAAGCUUUUUAUGCAUCAAUUAAGUCAACAACCACCAAUGAUAUCUCCACAGCAGACCAUCACAACUAUGCAACAAGAAUUGGCUAUGCAAGCUACGGCUUUAACAAAUAAUAAUAAUAAUAACAAUAGUACUACUCCUACGUUGCUGAAUGGCGUCACUAGCACUAUGGUGACUAAUACGAAUAUUAAUGUGACAUAUUUCAACGGUGUUAUUGGGUCAAAUAAGUUUGAUGAAAAAUUCAAGAUGCAUCAAGGCUUUAUUGCUGUCCUAAAGGACAACUUUGGAUUCAUCGAGACACUAGAACAUGACCAAGAAGUUUUCUUUCACUUCAGCAACUUUAUUGGCAACACGAAUCACUUGGAACUUGGACAAGAAGUUGAAUACUCAUUAUCGCCAACGCGCAAUCCAACUAUCAACAAUGGUGGUGGAAAUUGUAUUCCAGCUGAAAACGUUCGUCUAUUGCCCAGAGGAACAAUCGUACAUCCAAAAAUCCUCGAUGGAAGCUACAAUGGUGUCGUAGUUCGACCAUUGCGUUGCAUUAAUCCAGAUCAAGAAGAGUACAGCGGUCUCAUUCAAAUGAAAGAUGAAAAUGGCGAAAAUCUAUCGCAACAUAAAUUUGGUAUCACCAGUUUGAUUAACAAGCGCGAUUUAUUGCAAAAAGAUGACACUGUUGUUUUCAAAAUCGAUGAAACAUCACGAGCUGUUGAAGUAACCGCUGUUCGUUUGAAGAAACGUGCUAUUGUCGAUUCCAUUAAAGGGCAAUUUGGCUUUUUAGAUUAUGAAGUUGAAGAAGGAAAGAAGCUUUUCUUCCAUAUGUCUGAGGUUCAGGGAAACAGCUACAACUUGUACCCUGGAGAUACUGUUGAAUUUUCUAUUGUCACUAAUCAUCGUACUGGAAAAACAUCUGCUUGUGGUGUUGUCAAAAUUCAAGACUCAUCCCCACGUCCUGAUCGAUUAAUUUCUCGAUUAAAAAUCAUUUCUGUUGACGAAGGCGCACCACGUUUGACUGUCAUUCGUUCUCCAAAAGGUCCUGACGGAACUAAAGGCUUCCUAAUUGAAUCAAGAGCUCCACGAAUUGCUGAUUUAGGAAUUUUAAUUCCAGGCAUUUUAGCUGAAUAAACGGAAUAUCCAAGAUGUCAAACAAGAAAACAUUUAUUCAUUUAACUUCAUAAAUAUUAUAGUUGAUUGAUGAAACCGAUUAUGAAUCCCAGCUACUCUCUCAACAAGUAUUAAUAGAUUGAAAACAAGAAAACCAACAUUAUAUACAACUUUACAACUAUUCUGCAUGAAACAAAACGAUUGAUUAAUAAACAAAAAAAAAAAAAAAUUGCAUUAAAGUGGAACUAAAAUUCAAGAACGAUAACGAUUGAAAACUAAUUUAAUCUCCAAGAAAAAAAAAUGUUUUAAAAAAGAUACCAAAAAAAUGAAAAAAAUUUUAAAAAAAUUUACAAAAAAAUGAAAUAAUAAACAAUAAGAAACUAAGAAAUCAACGAGAAAUCAAAGAUGAAACAGAAAUAAUAAUAAGUCACAGUUCCUUUUCCUUUAUUAUCAUUCAUUUUAUGUCUGUUGAUAUUUAUAUUUCAGUAACUUACAGUGUUUUGAAGUGCAAUGCAUCACCUUGAUCUUAGCAUCUGUCAAAACAAAUUAAUUCUAUGUCAUGUUUAUGCAUUGCGUCAGAGUUGGGUAAUCCACAUUUGACAACACAUGUUGAUUAAUUUGGAAUGUAAUGUGUUGAUUUACAUAUGCUGUGUUUUGUAUUUCUGUGGUUUUAUGAGAAGGCAAAUUCAAAAAUCAAGUAAUGUCGUUAACAUUUCCGGCGUUUUCAAAAGUUUGAGAAACUCUUCUUUAUAGCAUUUCGUCAUAUGAUCAGACUUGUUGUGCAACAUAAAAUGGACAAAAUGUAUAUGUCACGCCACAUUUCAACUACAUUUUUUGUCUUGUCACACAACAAUUUUGGCGAUUAUGUUGCACAACAUGUUUUGUUGAAUAAAUCAAUGUUAUAGUUGUGUCACAUGUUGCACAUAAUUUUCUUUAAAAGUUAUUUAAAAUCUACAAAGUCGCACAAAAUGAAUCCAAAAAUAUUGCAAUGCUGCACAAAACUCAAUUCAGUAUCGCAUGCAUCAAUCAUCAAGGUCAAAAAUAUUUGCACAACAGCAUCCUUUUCAUUCAUUGAUUGGAUUCGAUUAAGCUUAUCUCACUCGGAAAUAAAAAUUAAAAAAAAAAUUGUUCAAUAAUCUAUUUAGGUCGUUUGAUUACUACUCCAUGCCAAAUGUUAUGAGAAACAAAAGUUUUCAACUGUCGUAAGUCGUGUAGUAAGUAAGUAUAUAAUUCGACUAAACUCAAAAAAAAAAUUUCGUAUUGAAUAAAAGUCACUCUCAAUGUUUAUUUUCUUUCUUUUUUAAUUUUUCUUCUUAUCGGGAUAGGAAUUACAAAUACAUAUAUGUAAAAAGAAGAAGCCUAGUGAAAAAAGGUCAUCAAUUAAAUCGUAAAUAAUAAAUGUUAAGAUUAAUGAACGUUAUGUACUAAUUUCAAAUUUCUAUGCAUUCGUGUGGAAUUGUUGAGAAUUGUUCAAAAUUUCUUGAAUUUGGACAUGGUCGCUGGCAUCGAUUGCCAAAGUGUCUG